UUCCGUCGAAGCUCACUACGGGAACCAUCAACAGAUUCAAGAUGCGAAAGUCUAUUUUAAAAAAAGAAACUCCCACCGUUCAUUCAAAUAAUAAAGCGUGUGUAUGAAGGUUAAGAGUGCAGACCACAUUUAAGUUAGAUUUAGUUUCAUUUGAAGCAUAAAGCGUAAAUUCCACGCGCGUUGUGGAACUUGUGUUUGUAACAAUUCAGCCACGGUGACGAUUGAGUAGUGGCACAGGUCAUCUUUAUUUGAAAUGAGAACAUCGAGGAGUGAAUUGCGUCUCAUUUCUCCAAAUAUUUGUCGCUCCUCGCUCCUCUGGUGGGAGGAGUUGACAAGUAAACAGAUCGGGUUGCAAACAAAGAAAUGAAAGCGACUCCCUGGCGUCUGUUAGCAAAACCGGAAGUACUCAGAGGUGAACCCCUUUGACAUCAUUCGGCGACUAGCAGUCUUUUGUUUGUUAGGGCAGCUGAGCCGCAUCUGACUUCAAGAAGGAAGCAAACGUUCAUGAUGGACGAAUUCGGAGAUGGGGAAGACCUUUCUGAUGGAGAGCUGUCUCAGUGUAAUACCUGUAAAAGAAUGUUCUUUCCGAAAGUCCUGGAGAGGCAUUCCAAGGUCUGCCAAAAGUCAACAUCGAAACGGAGGAAGGUUUUUGAUUCCAGCAGGCAAAGAGCGGCUGGCACGGACAUCCCCACCCUCAAACCCCUUAAACCAAAGGCAGAGCCCCCAAGGAAACCGUCCAAUUGGCGCAAGAAACGCGAGGACUUAAUCUCGGCCCUCCACGCAUCCAGAGCCAGCAUGAGGGCCAUGAAGAAAGGUGCACCUUUGCCCCCGCCUCCUCCUCCUUCAUAUGACCCAGACCUAAUCCAGUGUCCCUAUUGUCAGCGGCGGUUCAACGAAAAUUCCGCUGAAGGACAUAUUAAGUUCUGUCAGGAUCAGGCUUCCAGGAUGGGUAACAGGAACAAGUUGGCCAAUGCCAAGAAAACUCCUGCUCGCGCACAGUACAAGCCCCCCACUCCUGUCAAGAAGGUCAACUCUGCAGUGUCAACUAUCCCUUCGGCCUCCUCCCGUCUCCCUCAGAGAUCAGGCCUUGCUCAGACUACUGGAGUGCCUUCCAGUAAGGCCUCCUCUGCAGCUUCUAUGAGGACAAACACAUCUGGGAUCACGAGCCCUGCUUCUGGUGUGGGAAUGAAAGGUCGAGUAAUGGGCUCUGGAUACGGUUCUCUGAGGAACACUACGCCCGGAAGAGGACAGCUCAACAAGAAGAAACAGGAAGACACUUGCAUAACGAGGGAUGACGUCAACGGCAGUAACGAUGUGGGCAAUGAUGAGAAAAAGAGCAAGUUUUGUCACUCAUGUGGGACCAGGUACCCCGUAGAAUCUGCAAAGUUUUGCUGUGAGUGUGGCAUCAGAAGGAUGUGUAUCUAAGAUAAAGGGACUGAUGGGAAAAAUAAAGUAUGUCAACGCUAAAUUUUUUUUCUUAAAUGCAUGGUUUUACAAUUUAUUCUUGUCAUCUUGCAUUUGAGUCCCAAAGUCUUUAUCGACAACUGAAAGCUAUUAAUUGAAAACACAUUAGCUCAGGAUUAUUUUUUCUAAUGGCAAAAGUAUGAUGGCUGUGUUUGAUGUUUGGUUAUUAGAGCAUUUGAGUAACAGUUAUGGCCAGGGCCGUGUUUCACAAAUAUGGAUCCUACAACUCGAUUGCUCCACGCCCUUUGACAGGGAUUCAGUCCGUAUAAUCCCAUGUUCCAAAUCUUUUAUCACUUUUCGUCACUUCCAGAAAAGAAACAUUCACCCAACUGCUACAAUUUUGAUAUAGCCUUCAAGCUUCAAUUGUUAAAAGAGCUGUGACAUUGGCUUUUUAAAAGUACUGCACUUGUGUUAUUGGACUAUUACUGGAGUCAUUGCUCCACACACCUGUGUCUCAAUUGGUACUAUCUAAUAUUAUAUAGUUCUUAUUAACUGAUAGUGAGUGACACAACAGUCUUAAAAGAGACAUUGGAUGAUGAUGAUGAUGACAGAUGUAAUACGAAUUUUGUUACCACCGGGGUGGAGCUAAGACCUUGGGACAAAGUGAAGGCUACCCAGUGUUCCAAACAACAAAGCAAAACUUUGUUGCUAUAUAUAGUGACUUUUCAGCCCCCCUUAAGGCCUCUUUAUACUCCCUCGGCCAAUAGCGGCCGCAUUGCAUCACGUGACCGACACAUUGGGCCGCGCACACGAUAAGAAAUGUUGCUGCGCGUAGAAUGCCGCGGAGAUCAUCUCUCGUGAUUGGUCCGUUUUGUCCACAUGGUGUGAGGACGUGCUCAGCCAUCCCCUUGGUUCCACAUAUCAUCUACGUCGCGGCCUUCUUAAUCGAUUUUGCAGCAUAAUUAAAUGUGUCAUCUCGGUCCAUUUGUUCUUGCAGACACUGUCUGCACAGAUUUUAUAGACCGGGACCACGUCCCUUUUAACUUUUAAUGCUGAUAUUUCAUCACAAAUGUAGCAUUCUCUGUAAACCCAUACAUUCCUUUUCCGACUUGUUAUUUAUUUAUCUGUCCUUAUUUCAUCUCAUUUUACUGGAUUUUUGUUAAUCUACUGAAUUUACGUUUUGUUUUUAUUUGCACCAGUACCAAGAUGGAUUACACGUGUCUUUUGUUUUUGUUUUCAUUGGUAUUCAGUGAAUUAAGGUAGUUUGGGUCCAAUACUACAACAAACUUUCAGAGCUUGUCAGAAUUUAGUAUACAAGUGUUUCAACUGAAGUAUUUACCAGUAACGUGUCACUCCAAAAACGGUGGACAUACUAUACUGAAAAAACUAGGUUACUUUUUGACUGAAAUCCUACUAACUUCUCAUAAGAUGUUCAAAACCCUAGUAUUUAAAACACUAUGGAUGGGUGUAAAUCAAUAUCGAAUUCAUAUUGAUCUGUUUCAGAAUGGUGAUAACACGGACACCUUCAAGCAUGGGUCGAUAUGUAGUUUUUGACACAUUUUGGCUGCUUCUCACGUAAGGUCUGAUGUUCCAUCAGGCUUAAAGUCUCUGCUGCUUGGAUUACUGUUAGGCUGGGGUCAAAGGCACAUGUACCACAUGAUGGUACGACAUUGACUUAGGAAAUGUAAUAGUCACUUUUACUGUUGGGAAAACUAUCAGAGCCAUGCAUACUUCCCAUGCUUCAUGUUCAUAAAAUAAAAAAUGCGUUCCUAUGCUGACUACAAAAGUCGUGUGUUUGUGCAACUCAUCCAAUGUAUAGCCUCCAUGAAUAAACCUUUAUGCAGACGA
Phyllopteryx taeniolatus (common seadragon) is the source of this 3252-nucleotide messenger RNA. RefSeq names its product zinc finger, C2HC-type containing 1A (gene zc2hc1a). Lineage: Eukaryota; Metazoa; Chordata; Actinopteri; Syngnathiformes; Syngnathidae. The record is from RefSeq and is a predicted model, not a curated record. Bases 505 to 1425 code for a protein of 306 amino acids. The transcript has 9 exons.